Messenger RNA from Sciurus carolinensis (gray squirrel), 2706 nucleotides. It is a transcript of the gene Otop1, whose product is annotated as otopetrin 1. The record is from RefSeq and is a predicted model, not a curated record. The transcript is spliced from 6 exons. Gene Ontology annotation, biological process: inner ear morphogenesis; proton transmembrane transport. Bases 278 to 2107 code for a protein of 609 amino acids. Gene Ontology annotation, molecular function: proton channel activity. Gene Ontology annotation, cellular component: membrane. Lineage: Eukaryota; Metazoa; Chordata; Mammalia; Rodentia; Sciuridae.
AAACCUGGAGAGUCCUGGGUGCACCCCAGGGGGCGCGGCUGCUGAGAGGGGCCGCGGGCAGUGGGCGUCUGGAGUUCUAGACACCUGGGGCGGCGGGCGGGAGGUGCCUUGGCGGAGGGCACGGGGGCAGGAGCGGGUAGGGCAGGGAUCAUAGUGGCAGCAGGCUAGGGGCUGGUUGGCAGAGGGUGUCCAGGCAAGGGCAGAAGCCAGCAGCAACAGGCGGGGACGGCCUCACACACCUCCGCGCGAGACCAGACUAGGUCCCUGUCUCCUGAAGAUGCCCGUGGGCUCUGGGGCGCCCGCCUCGCCUGGAGCACCUGCGAGCACCUCGGACGGGGGCUCAUCGGGGCCCCUAGACUGCCCGCCUUCCCCGCUCCUGACUCGGGGGCCCCCGGAAUCCGCAGUCCCUGGACGGUUGGCGGUCCGCGCCAGCGUCCCGCAGAAGCUGGCGGAGACGCUGAGCAGCCAGUACGGGCUGAACGUGUUCGUGGCGGGGCUGCUGUUCCUGCUGGCCUGGGCGGUGCACGCCGCGGGCGUGGGCAAGCGGGACCUGCUCUGCUUCCUCACGGCGCUCAUGCUGCUGCAGCUGCUCUGGAUGCUGUGGUACGUGGGCCGCAGCUACGCGCAGCGCCGCCUCGUCCGCCCCAAGGACGCCCACGCUGGGGCGCGCUGGCUCCGUGGAAGCAUCUCGUUGUUCGCCAUCAUCACCGUCAUCCUGGGAUGCUUCAAAGUUGGCUACUUCAUUGGGUUUUCGGAAUGUCUACCAGCCAUGGAAGGAGUUUUUCCCGUCAUACAUGCGGUGCAUACUCUGCUGCAGGUGUACUUUCUUUGGGGACACGCAAAGGACAUCAUCCAGUCUUUCAAAACCCUGGAAAGGUUCGGGGUGAUACACUCUGUGUUCACCAACCUGCUUCUGUGGGCCAACAGUGUCCUGAACGAGUCCAAGCACCAGCUGAACGAGCACAAGGAGCGGCUGCUCACCCUGGGCUUCGGGAACAUCACCAUCGUCCUGGACGACCACACGCCGCACUGCAACUGCACGCCGCCGCGGCUCUGCUCGGCCGUGUCGCACGUCAUCUACUACCUGUACCCCUUCAACAUAGAGUACCAGAUCCUGGCCUCCACCACGCUCUACGUGCUCUGGAAGAACGUCGGCCGCCGGGUGGACGGCCCCGCGCGCCCCCGCAUGCAGCUGGGCGUCGGCAGGGUGCUGGCGGGCGCGGCGCUGGGCCUGGGCGUGCUGGCCGCCACCAUCGGGGUGGUGGUGGUGUACCUGGUCCACAUUGGGCGCUCCAGGACCAAGAGUGAGUCUGCGCUCAUCCUCUUCUACCUGUGGGCCACCGCCCUGCUGGCGCUCAUGGGCGCCGCGGGGCUGCUGGGGAUCUGGAUCUAUAGGACCGACGAGAAGCCCCACGGCGAGAAGCCCCUUGGCGAGUCCAAAAACCCGGCCCGCAAACUGGACGCCGACCUCCUGGUGGGCACGGCCUCGGGCUCCUGGCUCAUCUCCUGGGGCUCCAUCCUGGCCAUGCUCUGUGCCAGCACCCGGCCCCGGUACACCUGGUUCAACCUGCCCUACUCCAUCCUGGUGAUCGCCGAGAAGUACGUCCAGAACCUCUUCAUCAUCGAGUCUGUCCACCGGGAGCCCCCGCGGCCCUGCCAGGACGUCCGGAUGCUCCACGUGGUCACCGUCUGCAGCGGUGGCACCUCCCCGGCCUCUUCCUGCGCCCGGAGUGGAGCGGUGGCCGAGGCCGCCCAGGGCAGCGAGGCGCCAGGCGUGGUCAGCGGGAGUCUGCCGCAGCACCGUGGCAAGGAGGACGAGGAGCGGGGCGCGGAGGGGUCCCCGCGCCCAGCGGGCCCCGCGAGUUUCUUGCGGGGCGGCACCAGGAGAAGCGUCCUGCGGAACGUGGCCGCCUUCCUGUUCCUCUGCAACAUCUCGCUUUGGGUCCCUCCUGCCUUUGGCUGCCGCCCGGAGUACGACAACGGACUGGAGGAAGUGGUCUUCGGCUUUGAGCCCUGGAUAAUCGUGGUCAACCUGGCCAUGCCUUUCUCCAUCUUCUACCGAAUGCACGCGGCCGCUUCCCUCUUUGAGGUCUAUUGUAAGAUCUAGUCCAGUCCCCACGGGCUGCGGGAGCCAGCUGGCAGGGCAGCGCUCGGGGGCCACCUGGGACUGACCGCGGGGCUGGGCAAACAUCGCCUGCCAACCUGAGAAGGCGCCUUUGUCCCCCGCGAUUGAGUCCUGCAGGCAAACAAUCAGAUCAAAGCCCGCGAGGCGGCCGGAUCUGUCCUCGGUUAGUGAAUUCUAAUCAAACCCACAUCACUUCAUUUCCUUCUGAGUGAAACCCUCUUAGAAGAAUGUGAUCUUAGUUUGGGAAAAAAAAAAUUGUCAAAACAAAAUUCACAGUUGGUUUUUCAUAGAAAGCACUUCCUGCUUGUGAUUUAUCAUGUGAUCCCCUCCAGCCUUCUUACCGACCAUCUGAGAGCGACCACUUCAAUUCUAUCCUCAGAGCUGAAUGAAUGUAGCCACAGACACGUGGGGUUAAUACUUUAGUUUCUGAGUAGGUCUAAUUUUUGAAUGAAAUUACUUUUAUCAACUGAAAGGAAAUGUGUGUUUAGGUUACUAUACAGACACAUUCCUUACCUGAAAUUUUGUGAUCAUUUUGAAGUAUGUUUAAAAAUAAAAUUUACUCUUCCUUAUUCCACUACAAA